This is a messenger RNA of Cynocephalus volans (Philippine flying lemur), 1830 nucleotides long. It is a transcript of the gene RALY, whose product is annotated as RALY heterogeneous nuclear ribonucleoprotein. The coding region runs from base 582 to 1469 and encodes 295 amino acids. Lineage: Eukaryota; Metazoa; Chordata; Mammalia; Dermoptera; Cynocephalidae. Gene Ontology annotation, cellular component: nucleus. Gene Ontology annotation, molecular function: RNA binding. The record is from RefSeq and is a predicted model, not a curated record. The transcript has 10 exons.
AGCCAGACUGAGUGGGUGGGGAGAGCUCUUGCGUCCUGAGAGCCCGGCUUUGUCAGGGCGGGGCUCCGGACUCCUCGUGCUCGUGUCACCGUGUCCUUCCCAGGAGACAGAGGCGGGGGGGGAGGGAAAGCCCUGCGCUGGGUCCGGAGCGGCGGGCGGGGCCGAGCUGAGGGAAGCCGCUCCGGGUGCCCCCACCCCCGCGCGCCUCAGUGGUGCCUGCCGAGGGAAGGACUCGCUGCUGCGGGGCUCGUGCCGCUGUCAGUGCGGCGGGGCGCGCGAGCUGUGCGGGCGCAGGGUAGCCGAGCCUAGAGAAACUGAGGGGGUGGUGGUGGUGGUAGCGGCAGCGACUCCCGCGCGUGUGCUCAGCCUCCUCACGCCGCGGCCGAGGCCACCGCCGCCUUCCUUCCUCCCUCCCUCCUUUCCGCCCCCGAGUGCGACGGCACCGCCUCCUUCCGUGCCGCGCGGCUUCCUCCAGACCGCUUGGUGCCGGUGAGCUCUGUUCCCAGAGGCAGCUCAUACUGACACUGUAACACAAAAGAGGAAAUAGCUGACUAAGCUCAGCCUUGGUACUGGUGGCCACCAUGUCCUUGAAGAUACAGACAAGCAAUGUAACCAACAAGAAUGACCCCAAGUCCAUCAAUUCUCGGGUCUUCAUUGGAAACCUCAACACAGCUGUGGUAAAGAAGUCAGAUGUGGAGACCAUCUUCUCCAAGUAUGGCCGUGUGGCUGGCUGUUCUGUGCACAAGGGCUAUGCCUUUGUCCAGUAUGCCAACGAGCGCCAUGCCCGGGCAGCUGUGCUGGGAGAGAAUGGGCGAGUGCUGGCUGGGCAGACCCUGGACAUCAACAUGGCUGGAGAGCCCAAGCCCAACAGACCCAAGGGGCUAAAGAGAGCAGCAUCUGCCAUAUACAGUGGCUACAGCUUUGACUAUGAUUACUACCGGGACGACUUCUACGACAGGCUCUUCGACUAUCGGGGCCGCCUGUCACCGGUGCCAGUGCCCAGGGCAGUCCCUGUGAAGCGACCCCGGGUUACAGUCCCUUUGGUUCGGCGUGUCAAAACUACCAUACCGGUCAAGCUCUUUGCCCGCUCCACUGCCAUCACCACUGGCUCAGCCAAGAUCAAGUUAAAGAGCAGUGAGCUGCAGACCAUCAAGACAGAGCUGACACAGAUCAAGUCCAACAUCGACGCCCUGCUGGGCCGCUUGGAACAGAUUGCUGAGGAGCAAAAGGCCAACCCAGAUGGCAAGAAGAAGAGUGAUAGUGGCAGUGGCGGUGGUGGUGGCAGUGGCAGUAGUGGCAGUAGCAGCCGGCCACCGGCCCCACAAGAGGACACAGCCUCUGAGGCAGGCACACCCCAGGGAGAAGCUCAGGCUCGAGAUGACGGCGACGAGGAGGGGCUGCUGACACACAGCGAGGAGGAGCUGGAGCACAGCCAGGACACAGACGUGGAGGAUGGGGCCUUGCAGUAAGCAGCCUUACAGGAGCAGUGGCCACCAGCAGGAGAGGGGCAUCACUGUCCCAGGCCUCAAGCCGGGCACCCACCCUUGGAUGCCACUCCUCAGCGGGUACCAGAGGAGAGCUGGCAGCAGGCACCUUUUUCCCCUGUGCAUCGCAGCCAGUGCCACAUCCUCUGCAGGUGGAGUUACCGGCCUCCCCCUUCCCUGUGCACCCUCCCUGUCUGCACUGCCCCGGCCAGAGGGCAGAGCACAGGGGUUUCCUCACACUCUGCCUUCCCUCCCCAGGACACUCCCAGGCUUGGGGUUUUUCUAUAGGUUUGGAGGGGGGGCCACAGGGAGGGGGGACCUUGACAAUAAAGAGAUUGGAUCCCAA